Phaeoacremonium minimum UCRPA7 is the source of this 1479-nucleotide messenger RNA. Its product is annotated as putative nicotinic acid plasma membrane transporter protein. The transcript has 3 exons. The coding region runs from base 1 to 1479 and encodes 492 amino acids. Gene Ontology annotation, cellular component: membrane. The record is from RefSeq and is a predicted model, not a curated record. Gene Ontology annotation, biological process: transmembrane transport. Lineage: Eukaryota; Fungi; Ascomycota; Sordariomycetes; Togniniales; Togniniaceae. Gene Ontology annotation, molecular function: transmembrane transporter activity.
AUGUCAACCCACGCCGAGAAGAUGAGCCUUGAAAGGAAAGAGAGCGACCUUGAGUCGCCUCCUUCGGUGACUGGUAUCGCCGAUCUUACGAUUGACCGGCAUGCAGAGGCGCGACUUAUCCGCAAACUCGAUAUGUGGCUUGCCCCAAUGAUGAUCCUAUUCUUUCUAGUCGCAUAUCUUGACCGAAGUAACAUUGGAAACGCUGCCAUUGCUGGUAUGACGGAAGACUUGAACCUUACGGGGAACAGGUUAAACGUAGCUGUUACUUUGUUCUACGUCACCUACGUCGCCUUCGAGAUCCCGGCACCUUUGAUACUCAAGAAGGCGCGGCCCAGUCGACUGAUUCCCUUUUUCAUCGUUGGAUGGAGCAUCACAAUCAUUGGUUCGGCUUUUGUCAAGAAUUAUGCUGGCCUCCUUGCAACUAGACUUUUACUCGGUGCAUUUGAAAGUGGCCUCUUCCCUUGCUUGACAUUAUAUCUCAGCACGUUCUAUAAACCCGUGGAGCAAGCUCGCCGAAUUUCGUACCUGUUCGUUGCUGCCGCUCUUUCGGGCGCAUUCGGUGGUCUACUGGCCUAUGGAUUGACAAGUCUGCACGGUGCAAGAGGCUUGGCUGGCUGGCGUUGGCUGUUUCUGGUUGAAGGCCUGAUCUCAAUUGUGGUUGGCCUCAUGUCCAUCUUCCUGCUGCCGGACAACUUCCAGAAAGCUUGGUGGCUUCGAGAAGACGAGAAGGCUAUGAUGGUUGUCCGUCAGGAACAAGUACGAGUUUACCAGGGCGAGUCUGAUACAUUCGACAAAGGAGAGGUCAAGCUUGCUUUCAAAGACCCCAAGGUCUGGCUAUCAGCCUUCUGCCAGUUUUGCGCAGACACCUGCUCUUUCGGUUUCGGCACCUUUCUUCCAGUAAUCAUUCGCGGCUUUGGCUACAGCAGUGUCAAGACCCAGCUCCUCACUGUUCCGGUCUACAUUUGGGCUUCCUUCGUUUACAUCACCAUAUCCUUUUUCUCUGAUCGUAUCCAACGACGCGCGGUUUUCAUGGUGCCAAUGGCACUCGUUACAGCUGCAGGGUACUCGAUGAUGCUUGGUGUCAGUAUGACAUCGACUGGAGUCCUCUAUUUCGCGACUUUUGUCACAGCCACAGGUAUCUACUGUGUCGUCGGUCUGAAUGUGACGUGGGUUAGCAACAGCAAUGCUGGUUAUUACAAACGUGCCGCUGCAAUUGGUCUGCAACAGACAAUCGGAAACAGUGCUGGAAUUAUGGCUGGACAAAUUUACAGACUCACGGCGUCAGAUGGAAGAUACACCAUCGGACAUUCCGUGUCCCUGGGAGCUAUUGUAUUGGCUGCAGUCGGAUAUUUCGUCAUGUGGGCGACAUUGCGCACUAUCAACAACAAGAGAGAUCGGAUGUCGGGCGAGGAAAAGCAAGCAGAGAUUGUGUCUGGCAAGAAGGGAGACAGACAUCCAGACUUCAGAUAUACGCUGUAA